AUGCCUCAGUUGCUGAAAAUCGGAGUGUCCCAAUCGCGCACACUCUCGUCCCUGCAAGAGACCCUGUCGGCCCUGCGUGAAACCACCCAAUCGGCCGCCCAGAGGGAUGUGUCCAUACUUCUCUUCCCUGAGGCCUACCUAGGCGGAUACCCGAGAACGUGUUCCUUCGGCGCAGCUGUCGGGGCACGCACAGACACCGGCCGUGAUCAGUUUCUCGCCUACACUAAAUCCGCGGUGGACUUAGGCGACACCCCGCAAGGAGCUGGAGAUGACUGGAUCGAGCGAAAGCUGUCAGUAAACAAAGAGACGGGCCGAAGAGGAGACGGGACGAGAGAGUUUCUCGAAGAGGUAGCACGAGAGACAGGCGUGUUCAUUGUUACUGGGCUCAUUGAGAAGGCAGGAGGAAGUCUCUAUUGUGCGGCGGUAUAUGUCGACCCUAAAAGAGGAGUCAUAGGGAAGAGAAGGAAGAUCAUGCCGACGGGUUCGGAGCGACUGGUGUGGGCGCAAGGUCAGCCAUCCACACUAAAGGCGGUCGCUACAACCAUUAAGGGAAUUAGAGUGGUCAUGGGAUGUGCUAUAUGCUGGGAGAAUUUUAUGCCCCUAUUACGCUACAGUCUCUACAGUCAAGGCGUCAAUCUAUGGUUGGCGCCUACAGCGGAUGCGAGGGACACGUGGGAACCGCUGAUGAGGACUGUUGCCGGCGAGGGCCGCUGUUUCGUUCUUACCACCAACCAAUGUCUCAAGAGGAAGGACCUGCCUCCUUGGAUCACGGGCGAUCCGAGGGAGUGGUUGUCAAAACGGUCAAAGCACGAGUCGGAAACGUUGAUGAAUGGCACUACUGUUCCAGACCACCAUACCGCGACGAGUGGCCGGAGAUUGUCCAUGACACGCACAGAGGAAAACCAUGAGAUAGCAUGGCGCUGCAAAGACGCUCCGAUCGACGAAAGCAAGCCUCUCCACGAUGGCGAAGACUUCGUCUCCCGGGGCGGCGCCUGCAUCGUCAACCCGCUAGGCCAGACCAUUGCAGGGCCGGUAUGGGAGAAAGACAACGAACUCUUGUGGGCGGAAGUGGACUUCGAUGACUGUGAAAGGGGGCAUUUGGAUUUUGACGCCACGGGCCAUUAUGCGCGCCCGGACGCGUUCAAAUUGACGGUAGAGGGGUUGGAGUUGGUCCCGCCCCCUUGA
Messenger RNA from Cladophialophora psammophila CBS 110553, 1185 nucleotides. RefSeq names its product nitrilase. Gene Ontology annotation, molecular function: catalytic activity. The record is from RefSeq and is a predicted model, not a curated record. The transcript has a single exon. NCBI's taxonomy places the organism in Eukaryota, Fungi, Ascomycota, Eurotiomycetes, Chaetothyriales, Herpotrichiellaceae. Bases 1 to 1185 code for a protein of 394 amino acids.